AUGGAUCUUCCAACACAAAAUUCAGGCUCCUUCUGCUGCCAAGGACUCUACAAUGCUUGUUCUUUCAAGGGUUGCUGUUUAUUUGCUUUCACCUUCCUGCUGUUCAUAGUCAUAGCCAUUGCAAUAUCUGCAUUGGUGGUUAUCUUCAUUAUCAGGCCUCAAGAGCCAAGAUUCUCGCUUUCAGCAAUAAGGGUGAUUUCGUUUAAGCUCAGAGUUUAUUCUAGCUCAACUCUUUUCAUUUCCUCUGAUGUCUCCUUGACAUUAAAUGCUCAAAAUCACAACAAACUAGGCAUUAAAUAUAGCCCUUCAAAGCUUAGUCUUUACUACCAUGGAGUCCCAAUAGGACUUGUCAAAGUUCCAGGUUUCUACCAACCAGCUCACAGUGACAAUAUUGUAGUUACAGCCCAGAUUUCUCUACGUUGUCUGAAUGUCUCCCAGAUUAUUGGUGAGAGUCUGUUGCAAGAAAAGACAAGAAAGAAGGUUGUUCAAAUGAAAAUAUUAGGUGACAUUAGAGUUCAGCUGCUAUUGUUUCGCCUAGCCUCUCCAAAGAUCAAGAUUGCAUUAGAUUGUGACGUAGACUUGGACUAUACAGAGCUUCCAUUCAAGAAUUAUGAACUCUUCAAUAAUAUGGAUGUCCUUCAAGAUCACCUCGCAACUCUUCCCGGCAACCCUCAGUCCUUCUCCAACAAGUGUAGAUUGGCUUUCUAUUUAUAA
Messenger RNA from Manihot esculenta (cassava), 714 nucleotides. RefSeq lists its product as uncharacterized. The record is from RefSeq and is a predicted model, not a curated record. Gene Ontology annotation, cellular component: plasma membrane. Bases 1 to 714 code for a protein of 237 amino acids. The transcript is spliced from 3 exons. NCBI's taxonomy places the organism in Eukaryota, Viridiplantae, Streptophyta, Magnoliopsida, Malpighiales, Euphorbiaceae.